AUGGGGCAGAAAGGAUCCUCAGACUCCACCCUAUCGCCUGCUGAUAGAUCUAAGGAGUUUUCAGACUUUUCAGCUAGGCCAAGAACUCCCUCAUCCUCGACGAAAAGUUCCCCGAUAUGCAUUUCUCCAGUCAAAGACUUCCUGGAGGAUGCAGGCUCUCCCACCCCUAGAAAGAGGGUUUAUGGUCAGGGUCGAAGAAGUAAGUACUCUAGGGCAGGCAGGACCGUGUCAAGAGAGUUACUAGUGCCGUUUAGGGAUGGUGAUUUGCGGAAAGAGGCCAGCUUUAGUACCAGUUCACAGAAUUGCUUGCCUGAUGAUAUUGUGUUUUCGCCAGAACGUUUCGUGACAUCGAAGCUUGCACCGAAACACUCGCCUCAGCUUUCUCCGGAUCCCUUUGUGAGGGCCUCUCCAAAGAGCCCAGAAAAUAGCAAAAUCCAGCCAGAACAUUAUCUUCAGCAGACUCCAUCACCUAGAAGUCCAACAGUGUCUUUGCGAGUCAUGCCUACAACGGUUGCAGAUGAAAAGGGAAUUUGGGACUUCUUCGAUUCUGAGACAGCUCUGACCCAGAUAUCACCGCGAAAAAGGCUAGUCGAUCGAUCUCAUUUGUCUGUAAACGAUAGUCCCACUUUAAUGACCCCUUCUGAACCUACUGAGCCGGAUUUUUGGACAAAGAUAAGCUCUAAGCUGCAAGAUUCACUUUCCCAGUUGGAGGAGGUGGUGAUGCCUUCUAAAAAAGAGGCGCGUGUAUCUACGAUUCCAGCUUUUUCAAAUUCUUCACAUCGAUUUGCGAGGACUUAUGGAAUGACUAGGAGUUUUAGAAUGGACGAUGAAACUGAUCGUUCAGCCACAGGCUCGAUGACUGGCUCGGAUGAUGAAUUUGAGCAACAUCCCAUCGAAGCCCAAUCUGAACCAGCUUCUAACGUUCACAGCUUGUGGUAUUUGAAAAGUCUUUCACAGGCAACUAAUCACACUGACGAGAUUGAGUAUUUGCUCGAGUGUUUCUCGAAACGGAGCUGGGGUUCUGUAUCUUUGCGAAGGUCCUCGCUGGUCGAGUAUCUUGGCAAGAUGUUGCGCGAUACAGGAUUUUCCAACCACGUUUAUGCCAAUGAAUUUCCAAAAAAUUUGGUGGAAAACGUGAUACUUCAGGAAGAAACUGACGCAGUCAUAAAUGGAACUCUGUCGUUAAUUUUAACGGAUGUUCUUUCCAGAGAAAGCGGCUCUCGCAAUGCGGCGAAAGAGAGUGUUUCGCAAUUGUUGAUGCAGUCUAAAUAUCAACGGAAACUGGCCAAAUUCAUUAAGUCUCAACUUGAAUCCCAAAAUGAUAUUCAUGGAUCCUAUUAUGGUGUUUCUGAAUGGGAUUCGUGCUUGGAGAUUGUGGCUCAAGAGAUCUCUUCCAGCGCUGGUGUUGAGAUCAAGCCAAAUGAGAUCACGCCUGUUUAUCUGGGAACAAUUCUUCUCAAAGCAUGUUUGUACGCUUUGGAGAACUUUGGCCAACAAAUUGUUGGUGAUCUAGCCAAUCUAAUACUAGAAUUGACGACAACCCACAUUCAAACCGGAUCCUAUAUGGAGACCAUUCUGACCACAGAACUGUGCUCUAUCCUGGAACAGAUGUGGUCAACUGGAGCAUUGAUGCCUUAUUAUGUGGAUCAUUUGGAUCAUUUUUCGGUUUCGAUCAACAAGCUUCUGCUGCCUCUGCAAAGUAGAUGCAACUCCAACGAUCCCUAUCUUCUCAGGUUCAGGUCCCAGUUGUGCAAACUUUCAAUUGUCAUUUGCACUGGAGAGGGAAAUGAUGGUCUGAAGUGUUUGGGCUGCAAUUAUGGCUUUGUCGACGAGCUGGUAAGAUGCAUAUCGGAUUCUGGUAUUCUUAUGGACAACCCCCAGUUGAUCAAAGCAGAAUAUGAUUAUGCAAUGUACAGUAUUGGUCUUUUGUUUCGAAUAGCCGAUGAUAAUGAAUGUCAAAGACUGUUUGGGGAAGAUGAGGCAGUUCUGAGUGCUUUGAAAUUGCUUCAAGAUUCUGCCGUGAUUCCCCAAGAACCGCAGAAGUAUGAUGCUCGGUACUACUUCUCGCUCAUCAUAGGGAUCUUGAGUACAAGCAGCCACGUUGAAUACGAUUUUGAUAUUGGCAAAGCGACAGGAUUAGUUGAUGUAAAGAGUGUUGAUGAUGAUGGCGAAAUUGCAUCUGGUCCUAGCAAUCCUGCUUUUAUUGCUUGA
Molecule: messenger RNA, 2211 nt
Organism: Kuraishia capsulata CBS 1993
Lineage: Eukaryota; Fungi; Ascomycota; Pichiomycetes; Pichiales; Pichiaceae
Exons: 1
Coding region: 1-2211 (736 amino acids)
Source: RefSeq, a predicted model, not a curated record